Messenger RNA from Rotaria sp. Silwood2, 774 nucleotides. The record is from the annotation of a GenBank genome assembly. Lineage: Eukaryota; Metazoa; Rotifera; Eurotatoria; Philodinida; Philodinidae.
AUGUCAAAUUCAUCACAUACUUUGACUCAAUUUUUGCUCUCAAGAUUUACUUGUUUUUCAUCAUCAUCUGAAGAUGAACAUAGAGUUCGUAAGAAGAAAAGAAAAUUUCGUACAUCUAUAUAUACUUCAUUUGAACAAUUACCAAAUGAGUUACUCUUAGAGAUUUUUGAUUAUUUUACUCUGUUUGAUAUUUACACCAUGUUCUAUGAUAUAAAUAUACGUUUUAAUCAAUUGAUCGCUUUUUCAUGUGUACGAGGUUUCUCUAUUCAUUCUAUUAGAGAAAAUAAUCUCUAUCUCAAAUGCAUUUUACCUGAUAUUCCUUCAUCACAGAUAAAUACACUUAAAUUAUGGCACAAUAGUUCAUACGAACAAUUAAUUAAUAAAUUUCCAGUUAAUUUAUAUUAUGUACAUACUUUAGUCUUGAAACAACUAAAAAAUCUUUCAUUUCAUCAAUGUAGAGAACUACUUAAACAUUUUAAAUGCUUAGAAACAUUAUUUAUGAUUGACUUUCAUACUGCUAAAAUUGAUUGGCUUGAUGAUAAUAAUUGGAAAAAUCUUGUUGAUAUUGAUUUACCUCACCUUCAUUAUCUUGGUGUGCGUAUAUCUGUUAUAUAUCAUAAACAAAUAUAUGAUGAUGAUAAGGACAAUAUUAUUUAUAGUUUUACAUCCCGUUAUGGUCGACCUACCUAUCGUUUAUAUACAGGCAGUUUAUUAAAAAGAGAUCCAAUCUUGGAAAUAUGUUUGACCAUUGACCAAGUAUUUCCUUUACGAUAG